Purpureocillium lilacinum is the source of this 666-nucleotide messenger RNA. Lineage: Eukaryota; Fungi; Ascomycota; Sordariomycetes; Hypocreales; Ophiocordycipitaceae. The record is from RefSeq and is a predicted model, not a curated record.
AUGUCUGGAGACGAGCACCCGCAAGCAACGCAGUGUAAAAUGAGCCCCCCGGACAGAGCAGCCGUGCUGGACCUCGCCAAGUGGCCGACGGCCGAAAAGUUUGUGUCGCGAUGCGACACCCGGCAAGGACCUCGAGACGCGACUCAACCGCGACUACGGGCCGGGCAACGCCUACUACGACGACUUUUGCGCGUACAUCAAGCAGGGCCUCGCCGAGGGGUGGGUCGCCGAGACGGAGAUAACGGGGCCGCACUACCGGCGGGGCCGGAUCUCGCCGCCGACGGAGCGGACGCACUUUCUGAGCAUCACGACGGUGUACAUGGACGGCACGGCCGCGCCCAAGGGAGACGAAGGCGUGCUGCGCGGGCAGUACCACCAGCACCCGUACGGCGAAAUCAACUGCGUCGUGCUGCUGGACGAGGGGGCCGAGCUCAGGGGCAUGCAGGGCUGGCAGGGCGCCGGGUGGACGUCACCGGGGCCGGGGACGCACCACUACCCGGAGGCCAGGGGCGGGCGGCUGGUGGCGCUCUUCUUUUUGCCGGCGGGCAGGAUCUCGUACGAGGCGACGCCGGAGAUGGCGCAGCCGCACUGCGUGUGAGUGUUGGGUUGGCGGGCGGCCGUUGGCGGCGUUGGAUUAGACUCGGGAGCCCAACCUUGGGACAAUGA